GCCUUCCCCCCCUUACCAGCUGAUGCGGGGACCGAGUACCGAGCCUCGUGAAGUCAAUCCUUGUUACCAUUACGCAAUAUUCCCUCUUCUCACCUUAAUUCCUCAACAUGGGCUGGUUUUUCGGCGACAGUUCGUCAGACUCGCCACAAACUGAGAGUCACACAUCAUCUUUUGACGAGAACCUAAGCACAGACUCCGGUUUUUCGAGUUUUGAUACCAGCUCUUUAAGUUCAGGCCUGGACAGCAGCAGCAUAGGGAGCGGCGGCGGCAAGGACUCCGAGCUGCAGUCCUUCCUCAUGAUGGAGCAGCAGAAGGCACAGAUGCAGGCCAUGAUCCAUAAAAUGAAUGAGGUGUGCUGGGAGGUGUGUGUGGGCGCACCGGGCAGCCGUCUGGACGCACGAACAGAGACUUGCAUCUCAAACUGCGUGGACCGGUUCAUCGACUCCUCUCUCUUCAUCACCAACAGAUUCGCCCAACUACUAGCCAAGUCUGGGGGAGGAAUGUGAGCUGGGAUGUGUGCUGAUAGAAUGACAGGAUGGAAUAGAUGUUUGUGUUAAGGCUGGAGGAAUGUAAACUUGCAGAAAGGAAUGUAAGAUAAAAAGGAGGAAGAGAUACCAAGAUGCUUUUAAUGGAGUGGAAGAACAGGAUGGAGUAAAUAUUUGGCUGAAUGUGCAUUUAUUAAAGAAAUGUAAAUUGGGAGGAAGGAAUGCAAGAUGGGAAGGGAGAGGAAAGUCCAGAUAAUUGUAGCUAGGAAGGAAGAGAAAAUUAAAUGUUUGAAUAGAUACUUGAGGGAAAAACUGAGGAAAUGUGAAAUCUAUUACAGAAAUGUUAACUUCUUAUCUUACUAAAUGUAAGAUAAGAAGGGAGAGAAAUGUUUACAUGAAUUUAUCUACAAGAAAAGGAAGAAGGGAGAGUAGAGUUGUGAAAUGGGGAAAAAGAGUGUAAUUAUGGAAAUGUUGAAAGGCAAACAUCAGAGAGAGAAUUGUGCACUACCAUUGUAAAUAAUAUUUUCAUUCAAACUUUUCUCCUGUGAACUCAAAUGCUUUUCUUCUUAUGUGAAAUUGGAAAUGUAUUAUGUCUUUUUUUUCAGACAAAUAUCUUUUAUUUUAUGUUUAACUCAUGAUGGCAGGUUAAAGUUAGUUCUUUUUGUAAAGCUUGUUAGAUAUCAUGUAUAAUAUCUAAUGAAACAAAAAAAUAUCAUGUAUAAUAUCUAAUGAAACAAUCAAAAGCUAA
Molecule: messenger RNA, 1233 nt
Organism: Scylla paramamosain (green mud crab)
Lineage: Eukaryota; Metazoa; Arthropoda; Malacostraca; Decapoda; Portunidae
Gene: Tim8
Product: mitochondrial import inner membrane translocase subunit Tim8-like
Exons: 3
Coding region: 108-506 (132 amino acids)
Source: RefSeq, a predicted model, not a curated record